UUAUUUGUUUCCCACUUCUCUUAUAGCUGGUGAAUUUUGCUUAACGGCUUGGUAUAGUCAGUUUUAAGUUUCAAUGGAGACCCAUACUGUCGACGAUACUGUAUGCGAGCGGGAUAUCAGGGAAGAUGUAUCACACACCGCUGCAACAGCUCCUCGUAUUUCGAAAAAGCGAAAACCAGGAUGGAAUCGCUGUGAGGUCGCGGAAUGCCCAAACACAUCUCGAUCGCCUGGUAUCAAGAUGUUCCUGUUUCCCUCAGUUCUAGAAGUUCAGCGGAGGAGAAUAUGGAUACAUCUGUGUCGCCGCAGUAACUGGAAGCCAAGAAAUGGAGCCCGCAUGUGCAGCGCUCACUUUCUCCCGUCUGACAUUAUCAGAGGGGCAAAGCGAACUCGGCUGAGUAAGGAUUCUAUACCAUCCGUGUUUGAUUGUCUGCCAAAGCUAGUGCGUCCCGCAUCAAGUGCUGCAAAAAGAAGCCGAAAAAGAAUAAGAAAAAGUGAUGUCCUGCAGCAGCAGCCUACCACUGAUCCCGAAACGGAGCUUGAGACGUUUCAGUGCGACGCUCUGACUGCCAAACGUAAUCACCACAAAGCAGAAAAAGAGGGGAAAAUGUUACUGAAAAAACUGAUUUCUGCUGAGAAACGGUUGCUGGCCGAAUCAACGUGCCUUGAGAAUGCGAAUGCAGAAAUUCGACGUCUGAAUGCCGAACUCCAGCAGUAUCAAACCCUGGACUUAGCAAGACAAAGCGCAAUUCAGGAACUUGAAGAACGUUGUCACGCUUUGCAGACUUCCAACUCAGUGCUCAUGGAGAAUUGUUCAUCUCUCGAAGCAACAAUGGAAACGAAUAAGCAGGCUGCCGAAAACCUAGCAAAACAAUAUGAAAAAAAUAUUGCAGAUCUUCAGGAAAGCUAUAAAAAACAAGAAUUCCGAGUAGAGAAAUUCCAAGGAAAUGAUUCCGCUAUCCAGCGACUGACUGGACUACCAUCAUACAAGCAUGUUGAGCUCCUGUUUUAUGAAUACUUUGACGGAAAAAACCCGGAAUUUGUGGAACGGUUUCAGUUAAGAGUCAAGGGAGAACAUUACCCUGACCGUCGGAGAAAGCGAGGUGGAAGGACGAUGUCGUUAAGCUACUUCAACCAAUGUUUCUUAGCGCUGCUUAAACUGCGGACGGGCUUAACCGAAGAUAUUAUCUCUGCAAUAUUUUGUAUCAGUCAGCAAGUCGUCAGCCAGUACUACAACGUAUGGAUAAAGAUAAUGCACGAGCGAUUUCAGAUGUUGUUUUGCAAAUGGCCGGAAUUUAAAGUGCCUGUUGUUAUACCAUCACACAUCGCCCGUCAGUUUCCCAGUCUUACUGGCAUCGUUGACUGUUUCGAAAUUCGGAUACAAAAGCCGAAAAAUCCUGAUACCCAAAGGCGUUGUUACAGCAAUUAUAAGCGAUCUACUACAGUGAAAGUUUUCGUCGCCAUGGAACCGAACGGUAAUAUUUGCUAUGUAUCGCACAUUUAUCAAGGAAGUAUCUCAGAUGUUGAAAUCGAUAAACGUUCAAGGUUUUUGGAUUGUUUGCCAUUGGGUUCAGUUAUUUUGGCUGACAGAGGGUUUCAGCUCAAGGAGCUUGCUGCCUCAAAAGGUAUCACAUGGAUUGUCCCUCCUAGUGUGGAGGGCAACUGUGGGAUGACUUACGCAGAGCUUGAGUUGACAUACAAAAUUGCGCGGGUGCGGAUCCACAUUGAGCGCGCUAUUGGUAGAAUGAAAAGGUGGAGGGAACUCGAUGGUCCGCUUGAGAUUACCACACUGGAGAGAAAAGAUAAAGAGAUACAAGUCGUUGCCCACUUGUGCAAAUUUCUUCCCGAUUUAAUCCCAGAAAUCGAAGCUAGUGUUCCAUCUGAUGACUCUAUGGAACCGCAGGACAACGUGUGCAGCGCCUUUUCUGUGCAAGAUAUUUUUCAAAACGAGAUCGACUGUUAACGAACGUUUUCUGUUUUGCAAUUUACUUUUACCUGUUGCUAAUAAA
Messenger RNA from Paramacrobiotus metropolitanus, 2006 nucleotides. RefSeq lists its product as uncharacterized. The transcript has 2 exons. NCBI's taxonomy places the organism in Eukaryota, Metazoa, Tardigrada, Eutardigrada, Parachela, Macrobiotidae. The record is from RefSeq and is a predicted model, not a curated record. The coding region runs from base 74 to 1960 and encodes 628 amino acids.